This is a messenger RNA of Fusarium redolens, 524 nucleotides long. RefSeq lists its product as uncharacterized. Lineage: Eukaryota; Fungi; Ascomycota; Sordariomycetes; Hypocreales; Nectriaceae. The coding region runs from base 28 to 507 and encodes 159 amino acids. The transcript has a single exon. The record is from RefSeq and is a predicted model, not a curated record.
CAGGAUACCAAUCCUUCAACCUACGAAAUGUCUGAACGCUAUAAUAAUGGUGACUUCACCAGUGAGAUGUGCGUCGGCUGCACAGCGCAUCACUGGGCUGUCGCCUCACGAGCUUUGGUUUGCAUUUUAACCAUAGGACUUUCCGAGCUACUCAGAGGUAAAGAUGGAUGGUGCGGGUUCUGGUUCUCUCCUGAAGGUGGCUCGAGGCCCGUGCUACCUAGACCACCUUACCAAAGCCAAUUCCCUACUGAGCGAGAGUGGUCACCGAGAAUGACACAUAUGGAAAAUGAUCCCCGGCAUAGAGCUUUCUCAUAUCCGAUCCCAACUUACAACCAGGGAGAGCUAGACCGUGAAAUCUGUGGCUCUUUUCCGCAACCGCAGAGUCCUGCUACAGGAGCCUUUCCGCUACCCCAGAGUCCUGCUGCAGGCUCCUUUACGCAGGCGCAGAGUCUUGCUUCGGGAGAGCAAUUUGGCAGCCCUCCCCCGGUUAGCCCGAUUGCACAGUAACUAGCCCUUCAGCUACA